UCGAGCAUGAGCUGGCUGCGUUCUCUGCUUCACCGUGCGUCUUUGAGCUGUUCUGACAUAUGCGUGUCCCCUCUGCCUCCAUGCCGCUUUCUUUUUGCCGUCAUUUUGCCGACCCCAUAACUCAACAGAGAACCAAUCUCUCAGUUUUGUCCAGGUCCUCACAGAACAGGAAAAAGAGAAGGAGCUGGGAGCACCAGCAGAGAAGACCGUUACCACAAAAACAGGAAAAAGGAAGUGGGCAGUGACCUGUGCGAGAGGGGACUGUGGUUGGACAGCUGUGGCUUAACAGUUUUAGAUGCUGGAUGAGAAAACCACAUCAGAGGCAGCUGGGAGAAAAAAAGAGCAAGAGAGACGGAAAACCUGUUGGAUUCACACCUGAGGGAAAAAACCUCAACAACCUGAGGAGGAAAAGGAGGCGAUAAGGACAUUUUGGUGUUAAUACUCUGCACUUGGAGUGACUGGGACAACUUUUUUUGUGUGCUUGUCAGAGUAAAACAAAAAGUGUUUUAAAACUGUCAUAGCAAAAUCCACAGUUCUUUAUGAAUUUAAUUCUUAAAUAUUUGGUGUUCUGACUCUGGGAGUGUCUUCACUCAUCUUCGGAAUUACAUUUUUGGGAGACACUCUCAUUGAAGAGACCUCAAAGACUUUCUUACCUGGCCAAAAAUCAACAAAUGGUUUGGUCAAAGGCUUGGAAGAAAACAGUUCUUCAGGAGAAAUCCCUUUCAUUUAUGAAAACACCUGCUUCUGAAAAUAAGUAGCAGGACUCAGGAACUGUUGAAUUUCCUGGAGUCCAAGUAAAAUUUUUGUUUCAGCGAACAUUACACAAUUUCUAGAGGAUUUGAGCUUCACCAAGACAAGGGUCAAAUCAGAUGAUGGCGUGGCUCCAACUGUGGACUGCGGGAUUUAUAGUCACUUUGGCGUUCCUCUUCUUCGUUGUCAUUUGUCAAGACUCUGGCCUUUCUGUGGUGGUACCAGAAAGACAAGACUCAGCUGACAUUGUGAAGAAAGAGUCCUAUCCGGUGCUGCUCAGACAGAAAAGAGAAUGGUUGUGGAACGCUCUUUAUGUAACAGAAGAGACUGCUGUAUCCAUACCCCAUAACAUAGGAAAGCUUCGGUCAAGCCUGAACGUGGAGGUGAAGACUUUUACAAUAGAAGGUGAAGGAGCAAACGACAUCUUCACUGUAGACAACCAAGGAGACCUUUAUGUCACCACUUCUCUGGACAGAGAGAAGAAAGCCUCGUAUCAUUUGAUGGCUAGGAUGUACGACGGAAACCACAAGUUGAUAGAGGACGCUGGGCACUUUGUUGUCCAAGUGACGGAUAUCAAUGACAACUGCCCAGUUUUCCCCACAGAGUACAAUGAAUCUGUCUUGGAGAGAAUAAAAAACACUGUGGUUGAAGUGAAGGCGACUGAUGCAGAUGAUCCAACCACUGCCAAUGGACAAGUCAGGUACUCUCUGACCAGAGAUGAAGAAACCUCUGCUUUCUUUGAAAUCAACCAGAAAACAGGUGCGAUCAGCUCCAAGAUAAACAUGCUGGACCGGGAGACAAAGAGUCAGUAUGUGGUAGUGGUGAAAGCUCAGGACAUGGCAGGAAUGGCCACUGGCUGCACUGCCACUACCUCAGUCACCAUCACCAUCACUGACGUUAAUGAUAACAUAGCAUCUUUUACCAGAAGCAAAUAUGAAAUAAGCAUUCCAGAAAACCUUAAAGUUAAUGAGGAAAUUGGCGUGUUGGAGGUGGAGGACGGAGAUCAGAUUGAGAACAAGCAGCCCAUAUUUUCUAUUCCAAGUGACGGUGACAAAAUAUUCGGCACUAAACCCAACCAAGACAAGAACUGCGUUCUCAUGCUCAAACAGGCUUUAGACUACGAGACACGGAACAGCUAUACCUUUACUGUAAAGUUGGAUGAAGAUCUGCAUUUUUCUCCUGCAGAUAACUUCAACGUGGCAAACACAACAGCACAGGUUACCAUCUGGGUGAUAGACGUUGACGAGCCACCGGUAUUCACCCAUUCCAUCUAUAACUUCAGUGUGUACGAGGACGAGAUAAAGAGGGAAAUAUUAGGAACAAUCCAAGCCAGAGACCCUGACAGAGCCAACAAGCGCAUAGAGUACUCCAUCCUAGACACGGACUCACCCUUCGACAUCGACUCAAAAACGGGUCAGUUAUUCAUUCUGAGAAAGCUGGACAGAGAGGUGCAGGAAAGACGCGUGUUUCAAGUUAAAGCACAGGAGGAGAACGGCGGUUUGAUGUCAUUUGUGAAAGUUAACGUAAAUGUUCUGGACAUCAAUGAUAACCCACCUGAACUGAUCGCCCAUGAUAUCUUCCUGUGUGAGAACGAUGUCAAAAACACUGUAAUUGGUAUCUUGGAAGCCUUUGACAAAGAUGACCGACCAGCUACCUUCACAUUCAGCCUCGCCAUUCCAAGCUCCAACUUCUCCAUUAAAGACUACGGCAACAACACAGCAGCUUUAAUGGUGAAACAGGGUCCUUUCAACCUGGAGGACUCCAGUGAUUACAGUGUGGAUGUGCAUGUCAGUGAUGGAGGCCAGCCUCCCAUGAGCAGCGUCACCAAACUGCAAAUCAAGUCAUGCCAGUGUGAUGCUAAGCGGGUUUAUUCAAAGUGCAAGGCCAGUAAACUCAGGGUGGGAGUCAGCGUCCAUGCCCUAAUAGCCAUACUGCUUUGCAUACUGACCAUACUGGUAAUAGUGAUCCUGUUUGUGAUGAGGAAACACUACCAGAAGGAUUCUCUUGCCAGUAUGAAGAACAGCAGUGAGAUUCAUGAGCAGCUGGUCACAUAUGAUGAGGAAGGAGGAGGAGAAAUGGACACAAAUGGCUAUGAUGUCUCAAUCCUCACUUCUGCAUGCAACGAUGGUUCUCUUCUCCGCCAUCCUGACCGCCUCUCGCACCCUUCCAUGUACGCCAUGGUGCAGAAACCAGCCCACCACUCUCAACCCACCGCGUGCAAGGGUGACAUGGCUGCAAUGAUCGAGGUGAAGAAAGAAGAAGCCGACCACGACAGAGACGGAUUCCCGUACGACACUCUGCACAUCUACGGCUACGAAGGACCCGAGUCGCUAGCCGGAAGCCUCAGCUCUCUGGAAAGUUCUUCCACCGGCUCGAACUUGGACUACGACUUCCUCAACGACUGGGGGCCGAGGUUCAGGGCGCUGGCUGAGCUGUAUGGUGUGGAUGGUGCCGACUACUACCAUCAGUACUGAGAGUAAAUAUGGAAUUUCCCAGUGUGCACCUGAGAAGUGUACAUGUUGUGUAUUGGUGGUUGCAAAGAGCCAUAAAAAUACAACAAACAGAAAGAAAACAUGCACAUUUAACACACAGUAAACAGAUAAUGCAAGCGUCCCCACGAGACUCCUCAAAACACAAUCAAGGGACUAUUUUUUCAAGACAAUUAACUAGUUAUUAUGUGUAUAUUAGUGGAUCCUUGGGUGUUUUGUGUUUCUUAUCUAAUUACUCCUAAUCACUAAACAAGUGUCAUGAAAUCUAGGAGGUUAACACAAGUUGAAACUACUCAAACCUGCAGAAUGUAGCCAAUCAGAAAUAACCAUGGGAAGGAGAAAUAUUAUUCAUUACAAUUAUUUUAUUUACAAAUCUAUCUUUUUAUAUGUUGAUGCAGACAUGAGAAAUUUAAAAGACAUGUUUGUGUCAAUCAUCUUUGCUGACCUAGUCUGAUACUAGCUGGUCAAUCAGUGGGAAUACCUGCCUUGGUAGCAAGCCCUAUAGCUCCUUCAAGGGAUAGUUCCAAUUUUUUAAAGUGAGGUACUGGUAAAAGGUUAUAAGCAGUUAAUAUUUUAUCUUCACUUGACAACUCUCAUGCCAUUCGCAAUUAGUAUAAAUCCAUAUUACUUGGUGUUGGCGGACAAAGCUAAUGGCUAGUCCAAGAGGGGUCAAAACCAAAGCACGCCAUCAUUUUAAAACAAUUCAAAUGUCAAAACCAUCAUAGUUGUUUUUGCAAACGCUAUUUAUGAACCUUUAAACCAUCAACACAUUUGUGUUAAGGCCAUUAUUAGAUGGUGCGCUACAAAUGAUCUGAGUGAAAUUCACUUUGAAACUGUAACAUCUAUACUGUUCAGAGUCCAGCUGAUAAAAGGGUACCAGCAUAAAGAUUUGAUCACUGUUUUAUUGUUUAACGACACCGUUUUAAAUAUAGGCUCGGGUAACUAGCCUGCAGUCUGCUGCUUGCCGCUUUUAGCUCGACAACUUUUAAAACAAUUUAACCUUGAUAAGAUGGGUGGAUGUCAACCAUACUCUAUGCACCAAUGAGCUGGAGAGAACUCCAAUUAACAUGAGACAUUCUAUGGAAUCUCAUUAAAGAGCAUUUAAGCAGCAGGAAUGGUAUAAUAGAAAACUGAAGUGGUUUCAAGACUUUUUUAAAUAUUGUAUACCUUAAUACCAGAAACUGCCCCAUAACAAAUCAGAACUGCUCCUGGAUAAUUCAUCAAUUAAUGUGGUCAGUUAGUGCCAGAGGUAUUGCUCAGUUAGUUAUAUUCUUUUGGGUUUGUUCAUGCCUGUGCGUCGAUUUUGGUUACAUUGCACUCAUGUACAAAAUGCGGCUGAUAACCCCAUUUUUUUUUUACUUAUUUUCAAAACCUUUAGAUGUCACAUCUUUUUUUUAUAUCAAGGUUGCAACAAUUUAAGCUUUAUCUAGAGAUCCAACAGGGACUCCUUAUUUAAUAGAGAAAUUCAUAAUGUUGGUUCCAGUCCUACUUGGGAUAUUUUAAAAUAAGAUCGCUCAAGGAUUUUAUUGUACCAAAAAACCUCACGAGUUCAAUCUCUAAGGGUUUGAAGGUGUUUGUGCACAGCAGAUCUUUAUCUGAAACAUUAUUAACAACUGUCUAUAGGGAAAGUUCCACUCUGAGCUCCUACUGUGAUGUCCACUGGGUUUUAUAGUGAUAUGUAACAUCUUCAUGUAGCAAAUAGAUAUUUAAUUUAUUUUUCUCACACCAUCAGGUAUCUGAGCAGCAGCCAUGUUUAACUGUGUUAAGGUUGCAUUUAAAUUCCCAAAUAUUUAACACAGAUUUUUGAUAUUUACAGGUUAAAAAUUAAAAAAACAACCAAUUUUAGUCCUGUAGCCAGCCAUAAACUGGUGUGACCAAGGUGCCAUACAUCUCAUGAAUCAUUAUAUUUUUUCGCCCAGAUUAUCUCUGCUCUGACAGAGAAAAAGAUAGUAGAAAGACAGAAAGGAAAUGGCUCCACCGCUGCUCUGACAGAAUUACAGCUUGUUCCUGGAUUUUAUUUGACAGAACCCAUCAUCACAGUUAUUGUUGUGGUGAAAGCUGAAUCCUUAGAGGCAUAGUCAAACAAAAGUAAUUCACUCAGAUCAGGAAGCACAGAGUUGCAGCAGCAGCUUGUUGGGCUGCAGUGAUGUGUCUGAUGUGGCUUCAAUAACUUUAACCUCUCAUCCUCUUUGGCUUCUGUCAGGUCAGAAAACAAGAGCAGUUACUGUAAAAAAGGAUUUUUAUAUAUUUUCAACCAAAAUUUUUACAGAUUUCCCAUUUUGGGCUGUCUUUCCCAACCUUAUUGAUUAGGACAAUUAGAGCAGUAGCUGUACAAAACCAGCUGUCUGUGUUUGUAUUGCCCUGAGUCCUUAUCUUUUACUUAGAGGAUUCCCAGAAGCUGCCAACAUUUCCAAAGGCUGCAUGUUUCAUGACAGAUAGAAGUUGAAAGCUCAAAAUUUUUUUGAACAGAACAACUUUGCUGUACUCUCUUUAGCCUUCUGUUUAGCCUUCCUGUUAUCUGCUGAAAAGCAUCACUCGCUCUCCCAAACCUUUAUUAAGAGUACUUUUUCAUUUCAUUUUAAACACUACUCAAGUUAGCUAAUUUUGAGGCUUGUCAGCUCAGUAAGAACAUUUACACAGAAGAGUGCUUGUAUCAGUUUGACCUCCAGCCAAUUUCUCUUAGCAACCUUUUAUUGAUUUUGUUAGAUACUUACUGUGGUUAUGGAAAAUAAUGGAGGCUUACUGUGUGUAGGGUACAAUGUGCAAUUUUAAAUAUCUUGAAGGGUUUGUUGCUGUUUGUCCGUUCUCCAAGUUUGAGCAUGUUCUGAAAAUGUUUUUACCUCUCUAUCAUUUUACAAGCAAUAAUCCUGGAAGUCUGGUAACUAUUAGCAGUUUCCUAUAUGCAGCUGAAUUUCUCAGCUCUUUGCUCUAUAGCUGUUGCCAGUCAUUUUACAUAAAACAUCAACAGGCUUCCAUAAUGUUCGCAUAACGCUUGACAGAUAAUAGAAAUUAAGACCAAAGCAGCUCGUUCUUUACACUUUCUGAGCUUUAAACAGCUUUAAAUCCAGAAACGUCCUGUUUGAAAUGAAAUCAAAUGGAAAUACUCACCUUUUAGGAACUGAGCUGUGAUGAAAUAGAAUGUCAAGAAGCUAAAACUACCAAUUAUCAUAAAUAGUUCUGUUUUUUUGUUUGUUGUUUUGUUUUAUGCUGACAGACUAAUCAAAAAUUUUGACUAAUAGAAACUUAUUUGAACAUCACAUAAAUUACUUUUAUAUGAAUUAAAUGUCCUCUGAAGAUUUAUUGGCUCAUGGGUAACUCUACAAGUAAUCAGGAGUAACUGCUCCCCAUGGACUUCCCGACCCUUAACCUCAGCCUGCGGAGCACCUGGCUGAGAGCCAUCUAUUACUCAUUACCAUUUAAAUAAUAACUGCAGGCAAUUUGACUUACUGGGUAAUGACAUGGUCAUAAAUUAUGGCCUCUGAAGUUAGAAACCCAUUCAUAACCAGCGAUAAAGGGAAAAGGUCACUAAUUGUGUGUAAUGAUGACAUCAGUUAAGGUGUUGUACUAAAAAUCCACCUUGUGCGUCACUAUCACAGUUCCAUUGUUUCUAAUUGUAUUUUCAAUCUAGCUUUAGUUAAACUUAUUAUAGUUUAUUUACUCUGCUGUCUAUUCUGUUUUGCUUAGACUUAUGUGGGUUUCUUUAUAAGCCAGGCCUGCUUGGAAUAUUGCGGAUGAAUGGUGGAAACAAUAGCCGGAAGCCCUCUCAGUGCUUACUUCACUUAUAUUUAUAUGCAAUCAGAGCUGCCAGUUCCUCCUCCUCACUCUCAGUCCUGCUCUCCUUGUUCACCUCGCCAUAUCGCCUGCCAACUGCCUCUCUCUCUUUGUCCUUUAAUCAGUUAAAGCAAACAGUGGACCCGGCUUCCUGUCCAUUUGAGGUUGUACCACGCCCCUUCCUGUCUGCGUUAUCUCUCUCUUGAGCCAACACAUUGUGCAUGCUUCCUGUUAGAGGAGCCUGGGAAGUGGUCUUAAAGGGGAAGAGGAAGCAUUUCGAGAAGAAACAUGGAAUGAAGGGUGGUGGGGGGGGGGUCAACAUGGGAUGGAGAGGAAAGGAGCAAGGUAGAGCAGAGAGGAGUUCCUGCUGAGCAGAAACACAUCAGAACAAAGAUGUGUGAUGAAACCACGAGACAUAACAUGGAAAGAUGUGAGGAAGACCUACUACCCUGGCAUCUGCAUGAAGCAACACAUUUCUUUUCAGAAAUCCAAAUUGCCCCCAGAUGAAUCUCAUGAACAGUGUACGGAUUUUUUUUAUUUCACAGGCCAAAUUAUCAAUAAAAAUAAGGGAAAUGUAAACCCUUUAAGGCCAGUUGGUAGAUCAAAUGUCGCUGUCUUUUUAAUCUGUUUUGAAAUUAUUUGGAAAUUAAGUUUGUCAGAAACCCUAAAAAUAAAAAAAAGGUGCAAAGAGAAGAUGUGAACAAAAUACUUAACUGGAGCUUCAAAAUUCCUCAUUGAUCCACAUGAUUAAACCAUUUUCCCACUGUUAAAUUGAGCUGUUUUAGGACUCUAACCAUAACACCUUUCAAUCUGUCUUGUGCAUCAUUAUUGUAAUUACACUUGUUUUUAAAAAGUAUGUAUGUCUAAGAAAAACUAAAGAAUCUGCCAGACACCAGACAGGUUGUCCGUUAUCUUUUUUUCUUCCAUCAGGAAAUAUUUGCUGCACGGUUUUAGUGCAGAAAAUGUAAAGAUUUUUAAGACAUAGAUGAGAUAUUUUGAGCCGUUUCGGCUUGUUGUCUGUUGUUUUAAAAGUGUGAUAAGUGUAUUGAUUUCAUGUAUUCAAGCGGUUUUGCCAUUUCACAAACGUUUGUGCUCAGUUCUCCGCCGAGCUUUAUAAAGGCUCUCAAAACCUGAGAAAGGCUUUUAUUUUCUGUAAACACUUAAAGGGAAAUUUCAGGAUUUUUGAAAUUAUGUGUCAAUACAAAGUUAAAAGCAAGUAACAUCUCAGUUGCAUAGAUGUAUAAAUCCAGAUUAGUUAGUCUUUGAAGCUGAAGCAAAUCCAAGAAGGUCCAAGACAAAAAUGGAUGUUUACUGUCCUGCAACAACUAUAGUCUCAAAAAUGUCAUAGCAGUUAGUGCAAACACUAUUUUAGGAACCUUUAAAUCAAUGUUAUGUGAGCAUUAGGAGGUAAUUUACAAAGAAGCCAUUAAUUUAAACAGAAGCUGGAGGUAGAAGGAUUUGGGCCACCAAUGAUCCUCAAUUGUGAAAUAUUUUGUAAAAACAGAACAUGUAAAACAUUUCAGGUCAAAAUGACAACCCAAACGGAUAUAUAUAUAUCAUUAUAAUAAUCUAUGAAAUAAUGUUCACUUGAACAGCUGUAAUCUUUUCUGCUUUUUACUUCAGUUUUACAUCAUACAGUUGCUCUAACUGGAAAUAUGUAACAUUUUCCGUUCUCAGUGUAUGUUUCACAUAGUAAAAUCUUUAGUGCUGCACAACCUCCUACCUCAAUUUUUUUGGGUGAAUAAUCAGCUUUUGUGUAAACAACUACUCAAGCCAAAAACUAACAACGGUUUGAAGAUUCAUAAAAUAGGGUAUGCAUAAGCUGCUCUGAGAUUUUUGAAGAUUGGAGUUGUUUAAAAACAAAAGUCCACUUUGGUCUUGGUCUGUGUUGGAUUAGCAGGUAGUUUGAGCUUCAAUAUUGGCUUUAUAGUAAAUUAAGAUCCUAAGGGUCAUCUACUAUAUAUAACAUUUAAACUUAAUAUUUCUUCAAAAAUCUGUAACUAUCCUUUACAAUUAGCCAAAACCGUUCUGCAACAGGAUUUCCUUUGAAACCACUCAGCUUGGAUUCAGACAGUGAAAACAGAUGUCUCAGGGUGGGGUCCAGGCAUACGUCUUUUUACAUUUAUGAAAAGAAACAAGCAAAAUCUAUUGAAUUUAUUACACCGAUCUAAAGUGUGAGAGACCUUUUCUGUUUUUUGUGUAUUUCUUAAGAAAAUUUACUUUGAAAAAAUCAAUUUAGAAAAAAAUGUGCCUCAAAGUUUUUGCUUUUCUUUUUUUCUUUUCAAUUUGGCUUUUUUAUUGCUGGAAAAAGCAAAAAAGGCAAUUUUUUGACAGUCUACAUAAAAUAGCUUUGAUGCAUGACGUGAUGAAUGAGCGGAUAAAUGAUUAUUGGUUUUAGUCUCUGUAUAUGAGUGGAUUGUAUCCACGUACAUACACACACGAGUGUCAACCUAAUAAAAAAAGCUUGAAAAAAAUGUGCCUUUAUUCCUAAAAAAGUAGACUUUUUUUUCUUGAUGGUUAACACAAUGUUUUCUAUAUUAUUUCUAUGGUGUAUAGCAGCUACUUUUUAUUACCUGCCAUUCUUUUGUAAGUGUACAAAUAAAAUAAAAACUAAA
Molecule: messenger RNA, 9625 nt
Organism: Girardinichthys multiradiatus
Lineage: Eukaryota; Metazoa; Chordata; Actinopteri; Cyprinodontiformes; Goodeidae
Gene: cdh5
Product: cadherin 5
Exons: 15
Coding region: 870-3224 (784 amino acids)
Biological process (GO): vasculature development; cell morphogenesis; homophilic cell-cell adhesion
Cellular component (GO): catenin complex; plasma membrane; adherens junction
Molecular function (GO): cadherin binding; calcium ion binding
Source: RefSeq, a predicted model, not a curated record